AUGGGAAAUCUCGGCAACAUCUUUGCACAGCCGCCAAGAUCGAUAUCUGCAUUGUUCGCAAAUGUCAUCAGGGAUUUAUCCGAACGAUACGAGGACAGCCAACAAACUUCAAUUGUACUCAACAGCACUUGCCCAACAUCAGAGCUGCCAGAGCCACCCAAGAUAUUGCUUCUGCGGAGGGUCACCACGGGAUCUCCAGAAGAUGACCAAGCCUUGAAUACCGGAGUGAACACAGUGACGCCAAUUUUUCACAGAACGAAACUAUUGAUGAAGACAUCGCGAUAUUCUCCUGCACGAUACAUGUCUCCCCCGCGAUACGUGUCUCCUCCACGAUACAUGUCUCCCCCGCGAUACGUGUCUUCCAUGUUUAAAAGGACCUUGCCUCAGAGCCCGAACCCCAAUCAUAUGCUGCUGCUAUGA
Molecule: messenger RNA, 420 nt
Organism: Fusarium poae
Lineage: Eukaryota; Fungi; Ascomycota; Sordariomycetes; Hypocreales; Nectriaceae
Exons: 1
Coding region: 1-420 (139 amino acids)
Source: RefSeq, a predicted model, not a curated record